AUAUUCUAUAAUACAUAAGAGAUCGAAUACUAUCGAGUUCCUCGAAGACGGUAGUGGCUCCAAAAAACGAAGAAACUUGCGUCGCCUUUUGUAUCUUUUCUUCCAGCCAUACUUGAGGACAAUAAUAGAUUUGGCUGGAACCUACUGGCUGAUUAAAUAAAUAGGAUUGUCUCUCUCUAUCUAUUUGGGGAUCAUGGAAAGUCAGCAGCAAUUUUGCCUACGUUGGCACAAUUUUCAAAACACACUUCUCAGCUCGUUACCAAAAUUGCUGGAUGGAGGAUAUUUAACAGACGUCACCCUAAGCGCAGGUGGAAGGCAUAUUCGAGCUCACAAAAUCAUUCUCUCAGCUUGCAGCUACUAUUUCAAGGAGCUGUUCAAGGAUUUCAGUAUUCAACAACAUCCGGUCAUAGUACUUCCAGGGACAGAGUAUGCAGAUCUAUGCGCAUUGGUAACAUUUAUGUAUAAUGGAGAAGUGAACAUCUACCAAGAACAGCUGCCAGCAAUCUUAGCUAUGGCAGACACCCUUCACAUUCGAGGAUUAGCUGAUAUUGCCGGGAAGGAAUCUAAACCCGAUAAUGGUGCUUACGUUCGGUCUCCAUUUUUGGAUCGAGAAAAAGAUUCGUUGGAGACAAUGCCGACAGCAAAUUUAAAUGAGAAUACAAUACAUCUGGCUAAAGCACAACCGGUAACUGCAGCGCUGUUACACAAUAAUCUUGAAGAGGAAUCGUCAAACGAACAGCAAGAUACGCCAUAUAGUCUCAAAAUAAAGCCUUACUAUUCCAUAAAUGAGAAAUUGAAUCAAAGAGAGAAAAAAUCUUUUGGUAGUAAUAUUCAAACUUCUGCUAAUAUUGAUAAAAAUGUUCGCAUUGACGAAUCUUUAAACGAAUGUAUGCCUCUCGCCGAAGACAAUAAUUCUUUGCUCACCAAUUCAAAACCCGCUCCAGUUUUAGAGUCGGAUAAUCCGAAUUUUGGUUUUUUAACUGCAUCGAUAAUAAACAGAAGCGCUUCGCAAGCGUGCAACAAAACCAGCGUUACGUGUCUAAUUUGCGGCAAGCAAUUGAGUAACCAAUAUAAUUUACGUGUUCACAUGGAAACACACAACAACAGUUCGUACAGCUGCACCGCUUGCCCGCAUGUGUCUCGUUCUCGCGAUGCCCUAAGGAAACACGUUUCGUACAGACACCCUGUUGCCUCUCCCCAAAAACGCCCAAGAUGCAGUUCAACUAAACCCUAGGGAACAAUUAGUUUUCAUAGACUAAACUUUGUCCCAAUAAUCCCUCGCCUACAGUUCCUCGAUGCCUCUAGUGUUCAAAUUGUUAUAGUUUUCUUGUUAUUGUUAAAAUAUUUUAAUAAAGACAACUUAGAAGUACAAUUAUUUAUUGCCCUGUAUAAAUGGAAUUGUAUCCAAUGUUAGGUUGAAAUUACUGAACCGUAUCAUUAUCAUUCGAAUAUUUUUCACUCAGUAUUAUCAAUUGUCAUGCUUAUGUGUGUGGAUUUAUAAACAUUACCCAAACGUGUAUUCAUAUUUUUCAAGAGAACGAUUGGGGUUUAGCUUUGAACUUGAAAACAAUUAUUCUGUCUCUACACAGUGUACAAUAUUUUUUGAUAAUGGGGAAAGACAACUAAAGAAGAAUUACUAAUUUGUGAUUUUUCCAAACGUCCAAAUUAUUUGUCAUAGUCGUAAUAUUCAAUAUGAAUUUCAUUAUGCAGUAAUUAUUACAGCUGAGGUGUGCUUUAUAUAUGAAAUGUUAGAACUAAGAUUUAUCAACGAAUCCAUUUAUUUCCGAAUCAAUUGAAUUUAAUGUACGUCAUUUUUAUGUCAUAGUUUUCAUAAAAAUGAGGUUUGUUGUCUUGCCUCUGUAAGUUACUGGAAUUGUAUUUCAGAAAAAUUGACAUCAGUUUAUAGAACCUGAAAUUACGCCAGAUCAUUAUAUAUAAUCAGAUUAUGUUAACCCUAUGGAAUGAAAUUAUAGAUAAUUAUUUACGAAUGCAGUUUUCAAAAAUUGAAGAAAAAAUAUAAAUAUUGACUCCUUGUAUUUCUUCAA
Molecule: messenger RNA, 2045 nt
Organism: Neodiprion fabricii
Lineage: Eukaryota; Metazoa; Arthropoda; Insecta; Hymenoptera; Diprionidae
Product: protein abrupt
Exons: 4
Coding region: 194-1234 (346 amino acids)
Biological process (GO): regulation of transcription by RNA polymerase II
Cellular component (GO): nucleus
Molecular function (GO): protein binding
Source: RefSeq, a predicted model, not a curated record